Australozyma saopauloensis is the source of this 498-nucleotide messenger RNA. It is a transcript of the gene SKP1, whose product is annotated as SCF ubiquitin ligase subunit. Gene Ontology annotation, biological process: mitotic cell cycle; SCF-dependent proteasomal ubiquitin-dependent protein catabolic process. The record is from RefSeq and is a predicted model, not a curated record. The transcript has a single exon. Gene Ontology annotation, cellular component: cytoplasm; nucleus. NCBI's taxonomy places the organism in Eukaryota, Fungi, Ascomycota, Pichiomycetes, Serinales, Metschnikowiaceae. Bases 1 to 498 code for a protein of 165 amino acids. Gene Ontology annotation, molecular function: cullin family protein binding.
AUGACCAAAGUUAUUAUCAUCUCGUCCGAUGACGAGCGCUUCCCAGUCGACAUUGAAACUGCUAGCAAGUCUCUCUUGAUCAAAAACAUGAUUGCAGACUUGAAACCUGACUUGGGCGAUGGCGACGAUGAGGAUUUCGAGAUUCCUACUCCAAAUGUGAGAGCGAACGUUCUUAGCAAAGUUUUGGAAUGGUGUGAGCACUACAAGAACACUGUCUUCUCCGACGAAGAUGAUGAAGAUGCCCGUAAAUCAGGCGGAAUUGAUUCCUGGGACCGCAAUUUCUUGAAGGUUGACCAGGAGAUGUUGUAUGAGAUAACAUUGGCUGCCAAUUACUUGAACAUUCGUCAGUUGUUGGACACCGGAUGUAAGAUCAUUGCUGAGAUGAUCAAGCACAAGUCACCCGAGGAGUUGAGAAAGACAUUCAACAUUGUUAACGAUUUCAGUCCAGAAGAAGAGGCUGCUAUUCGUAAGGAGAACGAAUGGGCGGAAGACAGAUAG